This is a messenger RNA of Condylostylus longicornis, 1703 nucleotides long. RefSeq names its product ADP-ribosylation factor-like protein 5B (gene Arl5). Gene Ontology annotation, molecular function: GTP binding; GTPase activity. The transcript has 5 exons. Bases 825 to 1364 code for a protein of 179 amino acids. Gene Ontology annotation, biological process: intracellular protein transport; vesicle-mediated transport; protein localization to Golgi membrane. The record is from RefSeq and is a predicted model, not a curated record. Gene Ontology annotation, cellular component: cytoplasm; trans-Golgi network. Lineage: Eukaryota; Metazoa; Arthropoda; Insecta; Diptera; Dolichopodidae.
AUAACAGAACAAAAUGGACGAGUGAUGUUCGAAGGUAAUCGUGUACGACUAAAGAAAAAUUAAUACGAAUAUUUAAGUACAUAAAAAAAAAAAACAAUUCUUUUAUAUCUAAAAAUUAACAUAAAUUUAAGAUAUUAAAUUAGAUUUAUCGUUGAAAAAAAAUUUGUUAAUCAUAAAAUCUAAUUAAAUGCAAAAUAUUCAAUUUUUUUGUGUAUACAAGAGUUUUUUUUUUGCAUAUUAAAAAAUUUGUGAAAAAAGAAGUGAAAGAAAUUUUAGUGAAUAAAGGAAAGAAAUUUGUUUUCGUUUUCUAAAGUAAAAAAUUUUUAAUUUAAAUUUAUAAAUUCUAAAUUGAAAGUGAAAAAUAAAUAUAAAUAAAUAAAAAUUAUUUUUAAAAUUUUUGUAUUACAAAAUAAUAGCUUAUUGUCAUUGAUUUACAUACAAGAUAAAUAGAAAGCCCAUGGCCCCAUGUUUUGUUUUUGAUUAAAGGAUUUCUUUACUAUUUUUGUAUUACUAUCAUUUCAAAUUUAUUUUUUAUACUUCAAUUUACGAGACAAAUUAAGUGAAUUCAUAAAAGAUAAUACGUGCAUUGCAUAAAAAAAAAUUAAUAAUUUUUAUAUUUUAAAAAAUAUUAAAAAAAAUUACAAUAAAAAAAAAGAAAUCGAGAAAAUAUCAAAUAUAAAAAAAAACAACACAGUAUACAAAGAAAAACUCAGUACCUACAUACAACCUAACUUCAAAAAUAUAAUUGAGAAUACCAACAAUAAAGCGGGAUUUAUUACGUUCAUAAUUAAUACUAGGUAGAAAGUUUAUACUAAUUAAAAAUCAUGGGUUUAUUAUUUUCAAAAUUAUGGAGCCUUUUUGGCAAUGAGGAACACAAAUUAGUGAUGGUCGGCUUAGAUAAUGCUGGAAAAACAACAAUUUUAUAUCAAUUUUUAAUGAAUGAAGUUGUACAUACUAGUCCAACAAUUGGAUCUAAUGUUGAAGAAGUAGUUUGGCGAAAUAUACAUUUUUUAGUAUGGGAUUUAGGUGGACAACAAAGUUUAAGAGCAGCAUGGAGCACAUAUUAUACAAAUACAGAAUUUAUUAUAAUGGUAAUUGAUUCAACAGAUCGAGAACGACUAGCUGUUACAAGAGAAGAAUUAUAUAGGAUGCUGCAGCAUGAAGACUUAUGUAAAGCUAGCUUACUAGUAUAUGCAAAUAAACAAGACUUAAAAGGGGCUAUGUCAGCUGCAGAAAUAUCAAGACAAUUGGAUUUAACUUCAAUAAAGAAACAUCAAUGGCACAUACAAGGAUGUUGUGCACUAACAGGAGAAGGGUUAUAUCAAGGUCUGGAAUGGAUUGUACAGCGUAUUAAAAAGAAAUGACACGUAGAUGAUGAUCUUACAAAAACUGAUAUGUAGUUAAUUAUUUUUUCUCCAAUUUUUUAUUAGAAAACUUAAAAAAAAAUUAAAAAAAAAAAAAUUAAAAUGAAAUAUAAAGUAAACUCAGUAAAAAAAAAUUAAAUUAUAAUUUAUGUAAAUUUAAUAACAACUAAAUUUAAAUUUAAAAAUGAGAUGAAAAUGUAAAAUAUAAUUAAAUUCAAAUUAUUAAAUUCAUAAAAGAAAAAACACACACACAAAUAAUAUGAUAAAUACUUUUUGUGUAUAAUAUGAAAUUAGUUUAAGUUUUCAACAAAAUAAAAACUUUAGAAAGUCAAACAGACU